This is a messenger RNA of Ochlerotatus camptorhynchus, 5444 nucleotides long. It is a transcript of the gene Sema2a, whose product is annotated as Semaphorin 2a. NCBI's taxonomy places the organism in Eukaryota, Metazoa, Arthropoda, Insecta, Diptera, Culicidae. Gene Ontology annotation, biological process: semaphorin-plexin signaling pathway; neural crest cell migration; axon guidance. Gene Ontology annotation, molecular function: chemorepellent activity; semaphorin receptor binding. The record is from RefSeq and is a predicted model, not a curated record. Bases 1572 to 3782 code for a protein of 736 amino acids. The transcript is spliced from 16 exons.
UCUGAACUUCGGUCGGUAACGGACGUGUAUGACGGAGAACUGUCGCUGCAUUCUCAUUCGGUGUUUGAGUCCGGAUUUCAGUCACUGUGUAUUUAUGUUGGCAGUGUAUCGAGUCUGAGAAAAACCUGCCCAACGCCAUCGUUGCUGCCGCCAUCGCCACCACCAACACUGCUGGUGUUGCCGCUGCUGCUGCUGUCGAGGUUGGUCGAACGUACACACACACGGCAUGUUUGCACUAUUCCGCUCCGCUGUUUGUUGUGUUUAGCCCGGGAGAGGACGCUGUGUAUUUCGAUGGUCUCUGACGAUUGUUAAAUCUUCGGGAUUAUAGUCCGACCUGAUUGCGUUCCGCUGUUCUCGGUUGGGUGCAGUGGUUUCGUUGGCAAUUUGGCGGUUUUCAUGAGCUGAAAGUUCGACGGACUAGCCGAUGGACACGGGUCGUGUUUUACUACGUCGAUGAAAAGACGAAGAGUUUCUGGCUGGAAGGCAUUGUAACAGAUCCAAACGGUGAAACUUAAAGAAGAAGGUGGAAGAUUUCUAAAUGAAUGGAUGAAAUGCAGAAAGUUUGAGUGAACGAGCGCGUGAAGAAGAGUUGCUUUCGUGCAUACAAAAAAGGGAAGAAUUUAUGCAAUAAAAGUGUGGUGAUGCAAAUAUAAAGAUAUGCAAAAAGAAUGAAAAUAAUGCAAAAAGUUAAGGUGAUAGUGAUCAUUCGGCACCGUGUGCUGAGAACAGAAGAAUAAGUUUUCUACCAAGUAUACCGCAUCGAAACAUGGUUGCCGCACAAAACUCGAGUCGCGAUUCGGAAAAUUGAAAAUACGUAGUCUACGCAAAUUCCACGCAUCAUACAGAAGCAAAUCGGAACCAGUUGUAGCGUUAACCAUUCGUCAUUUUUCCGCCUGCAGUUUUGUAAAUAUUUCCUUCCGCCACGAUAGGACCCACAACUGCCGCAGCGCGACAUUUCUCAUAGCUCAGUGGAUCGAGAGAAUAUAUAGGAAAAGUUGCUCAUGAAUAAAUAGUUGCAUUCCGUCUGGGUUGCGUAAAAAUCAUAAAAAAAUAUUAAAAAGAGGAGGUUUCACAUUUCUUUCGUCCCUACAAAUUAUGCAUACACGGGAGAAGAGAUGCACGGGUGCGUGUGUGGAGUGUUGAAUAAGUCGAUUGCGAGGGUUAUCAAUUAUAAAUAGGCUCGGUGGGGUGGAAAACGAGCAACGUGCAGUCCGAGGUGGGAUGGAAAAAUAUUAAAUUUGCAAAAACGAGCUCGGUUGUAGUGCGGAAGGGCAAGAGAAAAAAAAAGUCGGGAAGAACCAACAGGAAAAGUAUGUAAAUUAUUCCUUGGCAGAAAGUUUGUUUUUUGUUUUUGUUUCGAUCCACUCCCAGGUUUCCGGAUUCCACAUGUAUGAACCGGAUCGGCAAUAACGGUGAAUUUAUGAAUCUCCCGGGAAUUCCUAUCGGAAAUUGAAUAUUUUCGCACAAAUUUGCAAGUUAUUUGCCUCCUGCUCCUGGGAGACCCGGAGCGUGGUCGUGUGGCCAGUGAAGCUCUGAAAGAAGGCAACAGUGCAGUUCCUCACUCUGAGACAAUGAGUAGAUCGGGGCCGGCGAAAUCGCUGGCAACGGCGCUCGGAUCGGGGGAAGUGGUUUCGACAUCAGUGCUUCUGCUGCUGAUGCUACUGCUGUUGGAUGGAGCACGGUGCGAUUAUGAAAAUACCUGGAACUUUUACUACGAACAGCCCUGCUGUGGAAGCAACGGAAAUGGACAGCACCAUCUGCGACAUCACAGGGACCAUGUGCGGGAGUUUCAGUGCGGGAAGUUCUACUAUCGAACGUUCUACCUGGACGAGGAACGGGACUCACUCUACGUGGGAGCAAUGGACCGAGUCUUCAGGUUGAAUCUCAAAAACGUCAGCAUGACGUCGUGUGAGAGAGACGCCAUCGUGUUGGAUCCGACCAGUUCAGACAUUAGAAAUUGCGUUUCGAAAGGCAAAAGCGAGAUGUUCGACUGCAAGAAUCACAUACGGGUGAUACAGCCGAUGGACAGUGGUAACCGGUUGUACAUCUGUGGUACCAAUGCGCACAAUCCGAAAGAUGUCGUGAUCUAUUCCAACCUCACCCAUAUAUCACGAUCGGAGUUCGUGCCCGGCAUCGGGCUGGGCAUUGCCAAGUGUCCGUACGACCCGCUGGACAACUCGACGGCCAUCUACGUCCACCAGGGCAAUCCCGGAGAUUUACCCGCACUGUACUCCGGCACGAAUGCAGAGUUCACCAAAGCCGACACGGUGAUAUUCCGGACCGAUCUGUACAACAUGACAACCGGCAAGAAGGUGUUCAACUUUAAGCGCACCCUGAAAUACGACUCCAAGUGGCUUGAUAAACCGAACUUUGUUGGAGCGUUCGACAUCGGCGAGUACGUGUACUUCUUCUUCCGGGAGACGGCCGUCGAGUACAUCAACUGUGGGAAGGCUGUAUAUUCCAGGAUAGCCCGCGUUUGCAAGAAGGACACCGGUGGCAAGAACAUCCUGAAUCAGAACUGGGCCACCUAUCUGAAGGCCCGCAUCAACUGUAGCAUCUCGGGCGAGUUUCCGUUCUACUUCAACGAGAUUCAGGAUGUGUACCAGCUGCCAUUGGAUAAGACCAAGUUCUAUGCGACAUUCACUACGAGCACCAAUGGGCUGGUCGGUUCGGCGGUUUGCAGCUUCGACAUUGGGGAAGUGCAUGCAGCCUUUGCAGGUAAAUUCAAGGAGCAAGCUUCAUCCAAUUCCGCCUGGCUUCCGGUGUUGAACUCGAAGAUUCCGGAUCCCCGGCCGGGCACGUGCGUCAACGAUACCUCGACCCUGCCGGACUCGGUGCUAAACUUCAUCCGGUCCCACCCGCUGAUGGACAAGGCCGUUAAUCACGAACACAACAAUCCGGUCUUCUACAAGCGGGAUUUGGUCUUCACCAAGCUGGUCGUGGAUAAGAUCAAAAUUGACAUCCUCAAUCAGGAGUACACGGUUUAUUACAUCGGGACCAACGCCGGUCGUAUCUACAAGAUCGUCCACUACCUGUUCAACGGGGAGUCCAAGUCCAAGUUGCUGGAUAUCUUCGAAAUCGCCCAGAAUGAAGCCAUCCAGGUGAUGGAGAUCAGCCAGACGCGGAAGUCACUGUACGUGGCUACGGAUUAUCGAGUCAAGCAGAUUGAUCUGGCCAUGUGCAACCGGAGGUACGACAGCUGCUACCGUUGCGUCAAGGAUCCGUACUGCGGUUGGGACAAGGACACCAGUACGUGUAAGCCGUACGAGUUGGGACUGCUGCAGGAUGUUGGCAACGAAACGUACGACAUUUGCGACACUAGCGUCCUGAAGAAGAAGAUCAUCGUAACCUACGGCCAGAGCGUUCACCUGGGAUGCUUCGUCAAGGUCCCGGAGAUACUGAAGGACCAAUCGGUCACCUGGUAUCACCACUCGAAGGAGAAGGGACGCUACGAAAUUAAGUACAACCCGACCAAGUACAUCGAAACGACCGAACGGGGACUGGUUGUGAUUUCGGUCAACGAAGCCGACGGAGGACGGUACGACUGCCAUCUUGGCGGGUCACUGCUCUGCAGCUACAACAUUACGGUGGAUGCUCACAGAUGCACCCCACCGAACAAGAGCAAUGACUAUCAGAAGAUCUACUCCGACUGGUGCCACGAGUUCGAGAAGUACAAAUCGGCCAUGAAGACCUGGGAGAAGAAGCAAGCACAAUGUUCAUCCAAGCAAAACUAUAGCAAUCAGCAUCCUAACGAUGUUUUCCAGCGCAAUCCCAACGUCUGAUAUCAAGGACCAAACUUUGACACUUCAACAUCGAAUAGCUUGUCCACUACCUUUGGUAGGGUACUACAAUCAACUAAAUGAACUGUGAUACCCUUAAUGAUCCAAUAAUAAGAAAAAGAAAGAAAACGAAAGCAAAAAAAAAGAGGAAACAGUAGAAAACGUUGUACAUUGAGAGGAAAAGAAAAGCAACCGUCGAAACAAGUACUGCCACGGGUUCACGAGUGUUGUGAAGUCCAGGAUGAUCUGGACAGUACGUGCAAUCAGUAGUGGAGUGUGCUUGCGAUGGAGGAUCAUUUUUUAUUUUUAUUUAAAACAGCUACAGCUGCAGAAAAGAAAACGAAAAAAAUAAAGAAGAAGGAAAACAAAACCAGUAAAAUUAAAUAUGACAUUAUUAGCCAAUUCCAACGAGCUUGCGAAAGAUCAUCAAUAACACGGAGUAAAAAUUGUAGAGGUUGUCAUUUUCCCGUCAUCCCUCAUCCCCGAGCCCCCAUGUCUAGGUCUGGACGUCGUCAGUCGUCAGGGCAUCGCGUAGCGUCGUAAGGAUUUAGAACGUAUCUAUAUCCCAUCUCCCCGAAACUGUAAAUAGAGACUCCGAAAUCGACUGCAGAAAUAAAAAAAAAAUGCACCGCUAGAAUAGAAACCGGAAAAUACCGUUCGUUAUUGCAAGCUGCAAGCAACAGAGGAAAGAAAACGACAGAAGUUAGUUUUUGUUUAACUAUUUUAUUUUCUACUAACAAGCAAAACAAAUACCGAGGACGAACCCUAGUUAAGCAGGUAGCGAACAAACUUAAAUUUUAUCUCAUACAACACACACAGGAAAAGCAAUUCAAUGCCACGCGAACUUGAAAACCCGGUCACGAGUCCGCAACAGUUCGCCGUGAGCAUGCAGAACAAAAUGUAACACAUAUGACAAAUCAACCCGCGAUAGCCGAACCUAUAAAGUAGUAGCAAUCUCCCUAUAUAGUCCCGAAUUCUCAUUUUCCACUAGCCGAGCAGUUAAAAAAAUUACAUAACACGCUUCGAAACUUCUUUUUACCUGGUAGCCACAAAAUCUACUAAUACCACAAAUUCUCUCUUCAACUUCAUUACAUUUGAGAACAUCACAGACAUCGAUUGAAUGUGUUUAGGUGCAAAACAAGUGAGUGACAUCAAAACAAAAACAAGAGCAAAAUAAAAAAAAAAUAAAACGAUCCAUAACAACAGAACAAAGAGAUGGAAAACAAACAACAAGUGAAUAGUGUUUUGGUUGACCGAUGCAAUAAUCCGCAGACAUAUCACCGAAACCGGAAGUAGCAAAUUGAAACUGACAAGCAAAACAAAGGGACAGAAACGAAGAAACAAACAAAAAAAAAGUUUAUAAUAGGCAAAAAAGAAUUGGAAAGUACGUCGUUAUUAGGAAUGAAUGGUAAAUGUAGAACAAAACACAGAUGAUUUUUUCCCCCUCCCCGAAGCUGAAGAGUAGAAAGACGCGCGAGAAACAUAGCAGUGUACAUAAAGAAAAGUAUUACAUUUAGCUCUAAGUUUUUAUUAGACGGUUAAGACUGAAGGAAAAAAAAUAAACAGAAGAAACACGUUUAAUUUGAUUUCUUAUAAAUUGCUUUUUUGUACGUGAAUCUAAUAUGACAAUAAUUGUCACCAAAUAAAAAAACAAUGAAAGCAAAA